Messenger RNA from Stylophora pistillata, 378 nucleotides. RefSeq lists its product as uncharacterized. NCBI's taxonomy places the organism in Eukaryota, Metazoa, Cnidaria, Anthozoa, Scleractinia, Pocilloporidae. The record is from RefSeq and is a predicted model, not a curated record.
AUGGAUCGUCAUGCCGAGAAAAGAUGUGGAGAGUGUUACGGGUGCCAGAUGGGUACAAAGAACGUUCCACCCCCACCACUGAGGUCAACAGCAUUACCCAACCAACCAUGGGAAGAAGUAACUGUGGAUCUAAUUGGUCCGUUACCUUCUGGAGAACAUUUUUUAGUUCUCGUUGAUUAUUACAGCCGGUGGAUAGAAGUUGAUGUUAUCCGAACAACUUCCAGCCAAACCAUCAUCCAUUGCUUGGAUGCCCAAUUUGCCAGACAUGGGUUGUCUAAAGAUCUGCGUACCGACAAUGGCUUAAAUCUUGUAUCUAAAGAAGUAGAAGAUUACUUGAAUCAAAUGGGGAUUGAAGACCGUUACACAACACCUCUAUGA